AGAUUCCUGUGGUCACGGUUUCGGUUAUGGGAGAUCAGCAGUCCUGGCACCCGACCACCCGCACUCACCAAAUUUGUCUCCAAGAUAAGGGUAUUCUAGUCUUUCGACACCGGUGCCGGCGACGACCGCGUGAAGCCGACGGCGGUGACUUUUCCCCAAUAUCCACCACGCGACAUCCGUCCUUCGACCAUCUUCCGGGUCAAGCCGCGGCAGCGGUUCCAGUCCCUCCCAACCAUUGCCUCGGAAUACACCCCAAGAAAUAUCCCUCUGCGCGUCAAACCCACCGCCUCUUUAUUCUUGACUCCCGAGGGGAGAAGCUCGAGAUUCCACAACCCCCCUCUUUCUCUGACAGCAAUAUCGGAGGAGAAACCCCAAUUCGAGCAGUCUCCGAUCGAUAGAUUGCGAGGAGUUCGACAAGAAGGAGACGAAUCAUGUCGAUGUCCGACUCGGAUUCCUCCCAAAGUGGAGAUUUCCAAACAUUCCGCCAGAUCACCCGAGAGCGGUUAUUAUAUGAGAUGCUUCGAUCAACCAAAGUAAAGGACUCAAAAUCAGCAUGGAAGGUUCUCAUCAUGGACAAAGUUACUGUCAAGAUAAUGUCAUAUUCUUGCAAGAUGGUGGACAUCACAGAGGAAGGGGUUUCAUUGGUGGAAGACCUAUCCAAAAGAAGGCAACCCUUGCCCACAAUGGAUGCGAUAUAUUUUAUCCAGCCAACAAAAGAGAAUGUUGUCAUGUUCCUCUCUGACAUGUCAGGAAGAUCUCCUUUGUACAGAAAGGCAUUUGUAUUUUUCAGCUCUCCUAUACACAAGGAAUUAGUGGCUCAGAUUAAGAAAGAAACUAGAGUCUUACCACGCAUAGGUGCAUUGAGUGAGAUGAAUCUGGAAUACUUUGCCAUUGAUAGUCAGGGCUUUGUAACUGAUCAUGAGAAGGCUUUGGAGGAAUUAUUUGGGGAAAAUGUGGAAGGUUCGCACAAGUAUAAUGCCUGUUUGAAUACAAUGGCGACUCGAAUAGCGACAGCAUUUGCUUCAUUGAGGGAAUAUCCUUAUGUGCGCUACCGUGCUGCCAAAUCAUCGUUAGAUGUUUCUACUGUGACAACGCUUCAUGAUUUAGUUCCAACGAAGCUUGCUGCUGCAGUUUGGAAUUGUCUUGCCAAAUACAAAUGUACAAUUCCUGAUUUCCCCCAGAGGGAGACAUGCGAGUUACUCAUUGUGGAUCGAACAAUAGACCAGAUUGCUCCUAUUAUCCAUGAGUGGACCUAUGAUGCCAUGUGCCAUGAUUUACUAAAUAUGGAUGGUAACAAAUACAUAUAUGAGGUGCAGGUUGAAACAAAAGAUGGAAAGACAGAGACUGAAAAGAAGGAGGUUCUUUUAGAGGAUCAUGAUCCAAUUUGGCUUGAGCUUCGGCAUGCACAUAUUGCAUAUGCCAGUGAAAGGUUACAUGAGAAGAUGACUAAUUUCAUAACGAGGAAUAAAGCGGCACAAAUUCACCACAGCUCAAGAGAUCAUGGUGAGCUGUCAACUAGGGAUUUGCAAAAAGUUGUUCAAGCUUUGCCAAAUUAUGGUGAACAAAUUGACAAGCUUUCUCUCCAUGUAGAGAUUGCAGGAAAAAUUAACAAUGUGAUUAAAGAACUUGGACUUCGAGAAAUUGGUCAGCUGGAGCAGGAUCUUGUCUUUGGAGAUGCUAGGACAAAAGAAUUAAUUAAUUUUCUACAGACAAAGCAGGAUGUCACUCCUGAAAAUAAAUUGCGGUUGUUAAUGAUUUAUGCUGCUAUCUAUCCAGAGAAGUUUGAAGGUGAUAAAUGUUCAAAGUUGAUACAGCUGGCGAGAUUAUCGGCUGAUGAUAUGAAUGCUGUGAAUAGCAUGAGAUACUUAGGACGAUCGGAUACUAAAAAAACAUCGAGGGGGUUUUUCUCUCUCAAGUUUGAUGUUCACAGGAAAAAGCAUGCGGUCAGGAAAGAACGGAAUGAUGAGGAAAAGACAUGGCAACUAUCAAGAUUUUAUCCCAUGAUAGAGGAGUUGAUUGAGAAACUUGGAAAAGGUGAACUACCAAAAGAUGAGUAUCCAUGCAUGAAUGACCCAAGUCCUACUUUCCUUGGAACCUCACAGAGUGUACCAGUUCGGACAGCACAUUUUCAACCAGCUCACUCCAUGAGAUCCAGGAGGACUGCCACAUGGGCUAGGCCUCGAAAUUCUGAUGAUGGCUAUUCAAGUGAUUCUAUAUUGAGGCAUGCAUCGAGUGAUUGCAAAAGGAUGGGCCAGCGUAUUUUUAUCUUCGUUAUUGGUGGAAUGACUCGAUCUGAGCUACAUGUGGUUCAUAAGCUUACAUCAAAGCUGAAUAGAGAAGUCAUCCUUGGCGCAUCUAGUCUUGAUGAUCCUCCCAAGUUUAUUACGAAAAUGAAGAUGAUGUCAGCUCAAGAACUUUCGUUGGAUGACCUUCAGCUUUAAUCUAUAUUUCACAGUUGAUGUUCUAAGGCUUGUAUGCUCUCACUGCAGGUUGCCUCCCAUAUUGUAAUCAGAGUUCAUGUUCUUUUUCUUUGUAUCAGUUUCUGAUGAUAGUUUUGUUAUUAAACAGUUCCAGUUAAUGGUUUCAGACUUAGAUUGUAUAUAGGAUUCAUUGCAUUCACUCUACCAUACGAGUUUGUAAAAUAUAAACAUCUAUUUUUUAGAUUUACUUUAAUACA
Messenger RNA from Elaeis guineensis (African oil palm), 2677 nucleotides. NCBI's taxonomy places the organism in Eukaryota, Viridiplantae, Streptophyta, Magnoliopsida, Arecales, Arecaceae. The record is from RefSeq and is a predicted model, not a curated record.